Molecule: messenger RNA, 1211 nt
Organism: Cottoperca gobio
Lineage: Eukaryota; Metazoa; Chordata; Actinopteri; Perciformes; Bovichtidae
Product: mediator of RNA polymerase II transcription subunit 4
Exons: 7
Coding region: 72-833 (253 amino acids)
Biological process (GO): regulation of transcription by RNA polymerase II
Cellular component (GO): core mediator complex; mediator complex
Molecular function (GO): transcription coregulator activity
Source: RefSeq, a predicted model, not a curated record
GCAGCGUAAAAAAGAAAAAGAUUCGUCAGCGACGUCACUUCCUGUCUUGCGCAGAAGCGACUUGAGCCAACAUGGCGGCGGUUGUGGAGAAAUCAACGAAAGAGCGACUUCUCUCUGCGUUGGACGAUUUGGAGGUUUUAUCCCGGGAGCUGAUCGAGAUGUUGGCGCUGUCCAGGAGCCAGAAGCUGCCGCAGCCCGGGGAGGACAGCCAGAUCCUGGAGCUGCUGGUACAGAGGGACAGGGAGUUCCAGGAGCUGAUGGAGGUGGCUCAGCAGCAGGGGAAGGUGCACCAGGAGAUGCAGCUGCUGGAGAAGGAGGUGGAGAAGAGAGACAACGACAUCCAGCAGCUGCAGAAACAGCUGAAGGAGGCUGAACACAUCCUGGCCACUGCUGUUUACCAGGCGAAGGAGAAACUCAAAUCCAUUGACAAAGCCAGAAAAGGAAGCAUCUCUUCAGAGGAAAUCAUCAAGUACGCUCACAGAAUCAGUGCCAGCAACGCCGUGUGUGCGCCGCUCAACUGGGUCCCAGGUGAUCCACGCAGACCCUACCCCACGGACCUGGAGAUGCGCAGCGGGAUGCUCGGUCACAUGGCCAACCUGCCGACCAACGGCGUAAACGGACACCUGCCGGGUGACGCUCUGGCUGCUGGCAGGCUACCAGACGUCCUGACGCCUCACUACCCCUGGCAGUCCUCGGACGUCUCGGUGGGGAUGCUGCCUCCUCACCACGGCAACGACUUCGGCCUGGAGCCUCCAGGGCACAACAAGGAGAACGAGGACGACGUGGAGGCCAUGUCGACUGAUUCCUCCAGCAGCAGCAGCGACUCCGAUUAAAAAAGAGAGAGUGUGUGUGUGUGUGUGUGUGUGUGUGACCACUGAGCAGCACCUGAUCAAACAUCUCCACCUUUGGUUUGUGCAGAGCUCGAACAUGAGGAAGGACAAACAUGAAGCAUUAAAUGUCUUGUGUCCAAAACCCAAAGAUGUGAAUGUGGUUAAUAUGAUAGAAAACAAGAAAAAAGCAGCAAAUCUCCAUAUUUGAGGCUGAAUUUUUUUUACUUUUACUGGAUUCUCAAAAUAGUUGUUAGUUGUUCUGCAGGAGCGAUCAGACGCUCUGCAGGAGCGAUCAGACGCUCUGCAGGAGAGCGUCUGAUCGCUGCAGCUCUGCAGCAGAGCGUCUGAUCGCUGCAGCUCUGCAGCAGAGCGUCUGAUCGC